Molecule: messenger RNA, 549 nt
Organism: Talaromyces rugulosus
Lineage: Eukaryota; Fungi; Ascomycota; Eurotiomycetes; Eurotiales; Trichocomaceae
Exons: 2
Coding region: 1-549 (182 amino acids)
Biological process (GO): cellular response to nitrosative stress; nitric oxide catabolic process
Cellular component (GO): intracellular anatomical structure
Molecular function (GO): nitric oxide dioxygenase [NAD(P)H] activity; oxygen binding; FAD binding
Source: RefSeq, a predicted model, not a curated record
AUGGAGGUUUGGGCUUCAAGAUAUACAUAUUACACUUUGCACAAACAUGAAUCGCUGCAAAUUACACCAGAUCAGUAUGAUAUCGUCGGGAAAUACCUAGUCGAGGCGAUACAAGAAGUUUUAGGAGACAACUGCACACCAAGCAUUCAAGACGUUUGGACUGCUGCUUAUGACCAACUUGCUGGGAUCAUGAUUCAGAAAGAGAGCUCGCUUUCUGAUCAGGAUAAGGAAUGGAAGGACUGGGGAGACUUUCAUAUCGUCAAGAUCUCGCGCGAAUCCGAUGAGAUCUCCUCAUUUCAUCUUUCUCCUGUUGACGGCAAACCCAUUCCAACUUUUGUACCCGGCCAGUACGUCUCGGUGCGUGUCUAUGUACCAAACCUAGGCUACAUGCAGGCACGGCAAUACUCAAUGAGUGAUGUUACCUCAUCUCAGUAUUACCGGAAUCAGUGUAAGCAAGAACAGGGUCAGCAAUUCACGCCUGGUAUACUUUCAAAUGUUCUUCACGCACUUAAGGAACCUGGUCAAAUCGUAAAAGUUUCUCAUACUUAA